AUGAACUCCCUGCUUGUGAGAUCGAUUUUCGUGAGGAAUCUUACACGAACAAGAAAUUUUUGGCCCCAAGCACGAAUUGCGUCUUUUUCACGUCCGUUCGCUUCAAAAACACCCGACAAGGAAGACCAUGACCCCGACAAGCCUCUAGAGUACCUUCAGAGCAAAGCGGCUUCGUGGAAGGCGCAGGAUUCGACGCAAUACAAAAAUGUCGCUCCCGAAAUCGAAAUGUACAGCAUAAUCUUCAGCGUGGCGGUUUUUAUGAUUUAUUUCUGCUACCUCCGGGAGGAAAAUGACGUCGACGAGACAAUUAGCAGGCCGUUGUUUGAUUCGGUGCCGGGAUUGGAAGUGUCUAGUUUGCUGGUCAUGCACAAAUAUAACUUUGAUAACCAGAAGAGCAACAAAGAAAUCGAAGCGCGGAUGCGGGAAAUCGGCAUCGAUGUGGAAGCCGUCCGAAAAAGUUACAUGUCGUAA
Messenger RNA from Culicoides brevitarsis, 471 nucleotides. RefSeq lists its product as uncharacterized. Lineage: Eukaryota; Metazoa; Arthropoda; Insecta; Diptera; Ceratopogonidae. The record is from RefSeq and is a predicted model, not a curated record. The transcript is spliced from 2 exons. The coding region runs from base 1 to 471 and encodes 156 amino acids.